This is a messenger RNA of Budorcas taxicolor (takin), 4126 nucleotides long. RefSeq names its product inner centromere protein (gene INCENP). Gene Ontology annotation, biological process: meiotic spindle midzone assembly; metaphase chromosome alignment; positive regulation of protein serine/threonine kinase activity. Gene Ontology annotation, molecular function: protein serine/threonine kinase activator activity. Gene Ontology annotation, cellular component: midbody; nucleus; meiotic spindle midzone. NCBI's taxonomy places the organism in Eukaryota, Metazoa, Chordata, Mammalia, Artiodactyla, Bovidae. The coding region runs from base 314 to 2986 and encodes 890 amino acids. The record is from RefSeq and is a predicted model, not a curated record. The transcript is spliced from 19 exons.
AUCUGUUUGUUCUCUGUAUCUAUGACGCUUUCUGUUUUGUUAUGCUUGUUCAUUUAUUUUGCUUUUAGACUCCACGUAUAAGUGAACUCAUACCGUAUUUUCUUUGUUUGACAUUUUUCUUAGCAAGACACCCUCUAGAUCCGUCUAUGCUAUCACAAAUGGCAACAUUGCAUUCUUUUGUGGGGGGCAUGCUACUCAACUUGUAGGAUCUUAAUUCCCUGACCAGGGAUUGAACCCCAGCCUUUGCCAGUGAGAGUACAGAGGCCUGAUUACUGGACCACCAGCGAAUUCCCCCAGGAGUUCAUCCUCUUUUAUGAGCAGAGCCACCAUGGGGACGACAGCCCAGGGGCCCAUUCACUUGCUGGAGCUAUGUGACCAGAAGCUCCUGGAGUUUGUCUGCAACGUGGACAAUAAGGACAUGGUGUGGCUGGAGGAGAUCGAGGAGGAGGCCGAGCGCAUGUUUACCAGAGAAUUCAGCAAAGAGCCUGAGCUGAUGCCCAGAACGCCUUCGCAGAAGAACCGACGGAAGAAGAGACGAAUUUCUUCCAUUCAGGACGAGAACAGAGACCCUAUCCGGAAAAGGUUGUCCCGCAGAAAGUCGCGGAGCAGCCAGCGGACCUCCCGGCACCUCCGCAGCAAGGACAAGGUGGAGAAGCUGGCCACGGUGGUGGGCGAGAAUGGCUCUGUCCUGCGGCGCGUGACCCGGGCUGCCGCUGCAGCGGCGGCCGCUUCUGUGGCAGCCGCCCCUCCUUCACCCACCUCCAGGUCUCCCACCGUCCUGACCAAGAAUCCCAAGGAGAGCCCAACCCAGUGCCAGCCAGUGCCUGCGGUAGAGAUCAGUGCCAAUGAGCGCCAGAGCGCCGAGCAGUACCUCAGUCACGUCCAGUCUGCCCAGGCUCCGACCCGUGCCCUGGCCCUGGCCUCCCAGAUCCCCUCGAGCUCGGAUGAGGAUUCAACACCCCAUAAGGCAGAGGCGGGGAGGCUGGAGUCUGUCACCGUGAGCUCCCUGAUGACUACACCUCGGGACCCCAAGGGCCGAGGGGCCGGGGCAGGAAGGUCCGCCUCCAAGCUCCGGAUUGCGGCGGCCACCCCCGGCCCACAGGACUCGCCCAGCUCUCCGGCCUCCCCGUGGCGGGAGCGAGUGCUGGCUCCCCUCCAGCCAGAUAACUUCUCCACCCCAAUGGGAGCCCGAGUGGACCGGCAGUCCGUGCGGCGCAGCCUGAUCGCCCCAGGCCCCCAGGCCUCCCUGGCUCGGAAUCACUCCCCAGUUUCCAAAGAAGACAGCACCAUCCGACGAUCAAGCAGAAGGAUCGCGGAGAAGACUGCCAAAGAGCCAACUGCCUCCGCCCGCAUCAUCUGCCACAGUUACCUGGAGAGGCUCCUGAAUGUUGAGGUGCCCCAGAAAGUCAGCCCCAAGGAGGAGGAACCCAGCAAGGAAGCUGAUGAGCCUAAGGAGGCAGCUGAGCCAGAGGUCCCCAAGAACAAUGGCAGGGCCUUGCAGCUCCGCAGCACCACCAUCAUCACCCUUAGCCCACCCAGCUCACAGCCUGCAGCCAGUAGCCAGGGUGAGUGUGAAGGGCGGCAGGAGGCCGAGACUGACCAGGCAGAUCACCCCAAGGAGCCACCCCAGAGUGUCAGGAGGAAGCGCAGCUACAAGCAGGCGGUGAGUGAGCUGGACGAGGAGCAGCAGCUGGAGGAUGAGGAGCUGCAGCCCCCCAGGAGCAAGACCCCCUCCCCGCCCUGUCCUGCCAGCAAGGUGGUGCGGCCCCUCCGGACCUUCCUACACACCGUGCAGAGGAACCAGAUGCUCAUGACCCCAACAUCAACCCCCCACGGCAACAUCAUGAAAUCCUUCAUCAAGCGCAACACUCCCCUGCGCGUGGACCCCAAGAGCAGCUUUGUUGAGAAAGAGCGGCAGCGCCUGGAGAACCUGCGGCGGAAGGAGGAGGCUGAGCAGCUCCGCAGGCAGAAGGUGGAGGAGGACAAGCGCCGGCGGCUGGAGGAGGUGAAGCUGAAGCGCGAGGAGCGCCUCCGCAAGGUGCUGCAGGCCCGGGAGCGGGUGGAGCAGAUGAAGGAGGAGAAGAAGAAGCAGAUCGAGCAGAAGUUUGCUCAGAUCGACGAGAAGACAGAGAAGGCCAAGGAGGAGCGGCUGGCAGAGGAGAAGGCCAGAAAGAGGGCAGCAGCUAAGAAGAUGGAGGAAGUGGAGGCGCGCAGGAAGCAGGAGGAGGAGGCGCGGAGGCUCAAGUGGCUGCAGCAGGAGGAGGAGGAGCGGCGGCACCAGGAACUGCUGCAAAAGAGGAAGGAGGAGGAGCAGGAGCGGCUGCGGAAGGCGGCCGAGGCCAGGAGGCUGGCGGAGCAGCGGGAGCAGGAGCGGCAGCUGGCGGAGCAGCGGGAGCAGGAGCGGAAGAGGGAGCAGGAGCGGCUGCAGGCUGAGCGGGAGCUGCAGGAGAGAGAGAAAGCCUUGAGAUUACAGAAGGAGCGGCUGCAACGGGAGCUGGAGGAAAAGAGGAGGAAGGAAGAGCAGCAGCGCCUGGCUGAGCAGCGGCUGCAGGAAGAGCAGAAGAAGGCCAAGGAGGCUGCGGGUGCCAGCAAUAGCCUGAACGUGACCGUGGACGUGCAGUCUCCAGCUUGUACGUCGUAUCAGAUGACCCCUCAGGGGCACAGGGCCCCCCCCAAGAUCAAUGCGGAUGACUACGGGAUGGAUCUAAACAGUGAUGACUCCACCGAUGACGAGGCCCAUCCCCGGAAGCCCAUCCCCAGCUGGGCCCGAGGCACCCAGCUCAGCCAGGCCGUCAUCCGCCAGUAUUACCAGCCCCCAGACCUUCUGGAUCUCUUCGGAAGCCUCCUCCAACUGGACUUGGAGGAAAUCUUCCAGAAGAGCAAGCCCCGCUACCAUAAGCGCACCAGCUCCGCCGUGUGGAACUCACCGCCCCUGCAGGGCCCCAGGGUCCCUGGCAGCCUGGCCUACAGCCUGAAGAAGCACUGAGCCGGGCCUGCGGGCCUGCUCGACUGUCUCGGCCUCGGCUGUGUCUAUCUGUCCGUCUCUCUGUUGGCCUGCUGCCCUCCUGCCUGGUACCCUGUCCCUGAGGGUUUGGUCAGAUGUAUAUAAAUGUCCUCUGUGUCACGGGAGAAGAGCAGCCCAGCCCCGCCUGGUCUGUUGACAGCACUCUGUAAAUAGAUUGUUAGAGUUCAGUUGAAUUUUAGCCUCUAGUGUUUGAGAGCUAGAUUAAUAAAGCCUGUUCCUUUAAGUCUGCUGUGGGUAUCAUGGCACCAGGGCUUCUCUGCACAAAGCCCCGGACCCUGGCUCUGUCUUGGGCUGCCGGAGGGGCCGGAAGAGGAGAUGUGUCAAGGUCAGCUGGAUCCCACCCACAGAGAGGCCGAUGGAGCAGGCAAUUCCGAUGGCAGCCCUGAACAACCCUGAGAAACACUUCAGUUACUUUCAUGUUGAGGCAGGUGACAUUACAAGCCUGUUUUUCUGGGCACCGCCCUGCCUGGAAAGAGGGGCUCAUUCAGUGGGUCAGACUUGGAGUUAAGGUCAGAGUUGGGCUCUUGACACAGCUCUGGCACUUAACACAGGCCCUCAGCCCCUCCACGCCUCAGGUUCCAUCCACCCUCGCCCCAGAUGCUGGAAGGACUAGAACAUGGACGUGCCGCUGAAACAGAUCUGGGUGAGGAAGGGGACGCCUCUUCAAACUACCUCAGGACCAGUACGUGCAAGCAGCUGGGAUGUUUCUCCAGCGAAACCAGGCAGCCGCCAGGUUAAAUGCUCAUUAGCCGCCUCAUUAUUGCGUCUCCAUGGAAGCUGGCCCUGCCCCACUGCAGCCAGCUGUGUACUAAGCCUGCCAUAGCUCUGUCUCCUCCUCCAGCUCUUGGGAUGGGGGUUGGUGAACUUGGGCCUAUGGGCCAAAUCAAGUCAAAGUCUGUUUUUGUCAAGUUUUAUUGGAACCCACUCUAUAGACAUGAAUUAACUACUGUCCCCAUCUGCCUGCUGAGGGCAGAGUUAAAUAGUUACAGCAGAGGCCUAAUGUUUCGCAAAGGUGAGAGUAUUUACUCUAUACCUUUACAGAAAAUGUUCGCUGACCCUACUUCAGGACAAAAUCAAGGCUGAAUGUAAGAGAGAAUUUUA